Cajanus cajan (pigeon pea) is the source of this 468-nucleotide messenger RNA. Lineage: Eukaryota; Viridiplantae; Streptophyta; Magnoliopsida; Fabales; Fabaceae. The record is from RefSeq and is a predicted model, not a curated record.
AUGCACCGAGGGAGAGCCGCUGCCGCCCACCACCACCCUCUGCCCAAGGAGACGCGCUUUCGCGGCGUCAGGAAGCACCCCUGGGGCCGCUUCGCAGCCGAGAUUCGAGAUCCCUGGAAGAAGUCGCUCGUCUGGCUCGGCACCUUCGAUUCCACCGAGGAUGCUGCCCGGUCCUACGACAAUGCCGCCCAAUCCUUCCGUGGGCCUGAGUCCGACCAGAUUCCCCUCUACCAGGCCCACGACUUCUCCAAGUUCGAGCCCGUGGUCCAGGUGAAUCGGCCCACCACCAGCGGCAUGAGCAGCACCGUGGAGUCCUUCAGCGGGCCUAGGGUUCCGUCUUCUCACACCAUCCACCCUCGCAGGCCCGUGGAGAUAAUUACAUCCUUCUCCCUCUCUCUCCUCUGUAUCCAACUACAGCUACAACAAGGUAGCGGUGAUGGCGACGACGCAGUUCUCGGCGGCAGAUAG